This is a messenger RNA of Paramacrobiotus metropolitanus, 1297 nucleotides long. RefSeq names its product UMP-CMP kinase-like. Bases 299 to 967 code for a protein of 222 amino acids. Gene Ontology annotation, molecular function: ATP binding; UMP kinase activity. The record is from RefSeq and is a predicted model, not a curated record. Gene Ontology annotation, cellular component: nucleus; cytoplasm. Lineage: Eukaryota; Metazoa; Tardigrada; Eutardigrada; Parachela; Macrobiotidae. The transcript has 4 exons. Gene Ontology annotation, biological process: CDP biosynthetic process; UDP biosynthetic process.
UGUGUAACUGUAUUGUUGUACAUCGCAGUACACGAAUUUUGUGAUCUUGAUUUCUUAUUUCUGCAUAUGUUUUCGCGAUAUCUUUUAACUCGUUACGCCAACAUUUUAAUAAUUUUGUUGUAUAUGUAGUUUUGUUGAGUGGAGCACUGACAAUUCUUGACAAGUGACACAUCACCUGAUUCACUUCCAAAGUGUGUGCCUGUCCUGCCGAAUCUCACCUCAGCAUCCGUUGCAUGGUCCGAUAUCAACGUUCUGUUCGGGUGCGGCGGCCGCUUACAAACUCCGGACAGUUGCCCUCAUGGAAACGUGCAAGGUCAUCUUCGUCCUGGGCGCACCAGGAUCCGGCAAAAGUACGCUCUGCUCUCAGCUGGCCCCCUACCUCGGUUACCAGCAUCUAUCCGCAGGCGAACUGAUCCGCCAGGAGGCCGGCAACCCGCAAUCACCGCACGGGAAGACCGUGGCGGAAGCCAUCCAGACGCCCGGGGCGUUCGUCCCGGCGGAGGUCACCGUGGAUCUUCUGCAGCGCGCCAUGCAGAGCUUCUCCAAGAAUGCGUUCUUAAUCGAUAAUUUUCCGGUGAAUAUGGCCAAUCUCCAGGCCUGGAAUGAGAAGAUGGCUGGGACGGCGGAAGUCCCGUGUGUGUUGCUGUUGGAGGUGUCCAAGGGGCUGGCCACGGAGCGGUGUUUGGAAAGGAAGCGCGGGGAUGACACAGCUCUGGUGCUGGAGAAACGCUGGGAUUCGUUCAUGGAGCAGACGCGGCCGAUUGUCCAGCACUACAGGGAGAUGGGUGUGCUGCGCACUGUCGAUGGCAGUCAGUCGGCGGAACUGGUGUUGGAGGAUGUCAAGCGGCUGCUGUCCGUUAUGGGCAAAGAUACCCAGCCUGAUCGGGACAUGUCGGAUGGCGGACUGUUCGCGAUAACGCCGUCUUUUCUGCUCCCAAUCAGAAUGUCGAACGAAAGAAGCCCAUGACAUUUUCCCGUUUUGCGCACUGCUUAAUGAUUCAAGGAGAAGAGUUGCCGGCGCUCAAAAGACCUACAGAUCGAUCGUCAAGUUUUCCUUCAACGAGCAAAGACAGAUAGUCCAAUUCGCUAAUCAGCUGUACGUCAAACGUUUUUUGUGAUUGUCGAAGGAAAAAAGGAAAAAACCGAAGCCGGCGUGAGAGGACCAGUGCGCAGUGAAACGGGAGUCGUUUAUUCUGUAUGUUCGGCUGACUUGAUGUCGGGAUCGAUAAAGAAUCCCAGCGUUGCAAUUUCUGCUCUUUGCCACAAUCUGCUCCCAUUUUUCCUGGUACCUUGUGAA